Molecule: messenger RNA, 222 nt
Organism: Laccaria bicolor S238N-H82
Lineage: Eukaryota; Fungi; Basidiomycota; Agaricomycetes; Agaricales; Hydnangiaceae
Exons: 2
Coding region: 1-222 (73 amino acids)
Source: RefSeq, a predicted model, not a curated record
AUGUCCCGGGAGGGAAGACAUCCUUGGGCGAUUGUUGUGCCCUUCGCUCUACCCAGUGAAAAGAUUUGUGUGCAUACCUACCGUCAAGGCCGCCUGCAUUCAUAUGACGACUUGCUAGAGGUCAUCACGCCAAAUGCUGAGCACAGAGACGACUCCAGAGUACUUUUUGCGCAUGCUAUCAUACGACACCCGGCUAGAUCUAAAGCGCGACGUCGUCGCUAA